Messenger RNA from Megalopta genalis, 1025 nucleotides. Lineage: Eukaryota; Metazoa; Arthropoda; Insecta; Hymenoptera; Halictidae. The record is from RefSeq and is a predicted model, not a curated record.
GUUAGUUCUAAUUACGCGUAGAAAGCGCACAUCUAAAUCAAGAAUACAUACAAUGCUGAUGCAUCUUGCAAUUGCAGAUCUACUUUUUCCAGGUUACUUUCUUAAUGAUGCCUCUUGAAAUUGGCUGGGCAGUUACAGUGUCUUGGGAAGCAGGAGAUGCAAUGUGUCGAAUAAUGGCCUUCUUCAGAAUGUUUGGUCUAUACCUAUCAUCUUUCAUUCUAGUUUGCAUAAGUAUAGACAGAUAUUAUGCUGUCAUGCGACCUCUCCAAUUGUGGGAUGUUGACAAGAGAGGAAAAAUUAUGCUAUGCUUUGCAUGGGUAGGAUCAAUUGUAUGCUCAAUGCCACAGAUGGUAGUAUUUCAUUUGGAAAUCCAUCCAAAUAUCUCUUGGUAUUCGCAGUGUGUCACAUUUAACACUUUUCCUACAUACACUCACGAAAUCACAUAUUCUCUUUUUGGUAUGAUCAUGAUGUAUUGGUUUCCUCUUGUCGUGAUAAUAUAUACAUAUACAAACAUUUUGUUGGAAAUUUGUAGAAGAUCAAGAAAAAGUGAACGCGAUAAGAUUCGUCGUUCUUCAAUGGGUUUUCUAACACGAGCAAAAAUAAGAACUCUCAAAAUGACGGUAAUCAUUGUUGCUGUCUUUUUUGUUUGUUGGACACCCUAUUACGUUAUGAGCCUUUGGUAUUGGAUUGAUAGACAGUCAGCAUACAAAGUUGACCAACGAAUCCAAAAAGGUCUCUUUCUUUUUGCAUGUACGAACUCUUGCAUGAAUCCUAUUGUUUAUGGUGUUUUUAACAUAAGAGAUCGCAAUAAGGCAUCUGUACGACCAACCACCUUAGAAACUCGGAUAACUCCAUUAUCUUUGUCACUGAAACUUCUCGACUAAUGCAAGAUUUUUUAGUGUAAACGUGAGAGUAAUUAAAAAAGCAUUGUAAAUCAUGUUUACUCAGUAAAUCGAUUCUUACGAAAACCAGAUUUACAAAUUACUACAUUAAAGUAUUAAUAAAAUUAUUUUUAUGAAACAAAA